Ornithodoros turicata is the source of this 1379-nucleotide messenger RNA. RefSeq names its product larval cuticle protein A3A-like. The transcript is spliced from 2 exons. Gene Ontology annotation, cellular component: chitin-based extracellular matrix. Lineage: Eukaryota; Metazoa; Arthropoda; Arachnida; Ixodida; Argasidae. The record is from RefSeq and is a predicted model, not a curated record. The coding region runs from base 29 to 472 and encodes 147 amino acids. Gene Ontology annotation, molecular function: structural constituent of chitin-based larval cuticle.
UUGCCGGAUUAACAGCUUAUCAUCCGAGAUGGCCCUUCCUUCCGUCAACGUGCUCCACUUGUUAAUCACGUUGCAGGUUGUGGGAGUGCUGUACGGCAGAGCCGCUGCGGAAGCCGCAGACGCUUUGCAGAACGAAAUUCCUUCUGGAGGCAAACGCGUCCAAUAUCAAGUCCAGGACCACGCCGGCAAAGGAACAUACAAGUUCGGCUACGACACCGGAGACGAUCCAGCUCAGCACUUCCGCCAGGAAGAGCGGGCCCAAGACGGAACUGUCCGCGGACGCUACGGCUUCGUCGAUCCCAACGGGUACCUGCGCGUCGUCGAGUACGUGGCCGACGAGUCAGGCUUUCACGUCAUCCACACGAAGACGGAGAUCCCAAAGUUCAAGACAAGGACAGUGACGCGACCUCAUACGCCCUUUCUGGGUCCCUUGCCACCUUUUAUACCCAAACCUGACAGGGAUGACGCGUGACAGGACCUGAAUGUGGAAUAGCUUAUAAUUGACUCUGCGAGUGCGUGAAAGAUUGCCUGACGGGGCUGCUCUUUUUGACUUUCGUUUCUUCGUUUGUACCACGACCUACUAGAUUAUAACGACCAUGUCGUAGGCACCCCUUCCCAGCGCCGCAUUUUUGGAAGGUAGCGGUGGCGCUACUCAUCGUCCCAGUUAUUGCUUCCUCAACUUCUACAAUACUUUGUACUUCAGCUUACCUUAGUAUUUCUGUACAAGCGGUGGGUUUUCCACAGAUGUUUCAUUCUGAGGUUGAUUACCAUCAUCAUUCUACGCGUUUUCAUGGGAGCUAUCGCUGUCGUCUGCUACGGUAGUCGUACAUACGCUUCCGCGCGUUCAGAAUUCAAAUUUCUAUCGUCCAAUCGUGGUGCAGAUCUCGCGUGCCGAUGAGUAGCGCCCCUAGCGGAUCGUGCGGACGUGCUCCUCAUAGGGGUCCCUGAUCAUGACAUGGUCGUUAUAAUCUAGUAGGUCGUGGUUUGUACAUAUGUUGUGUGUGAAUGCUGUGUCGGUCGUAGUGGGAAGUGUGAGUUCCAUGUUGCGCUCUUUCCAUGUGCUGUACCUGUAUGGUGCCAAGAUGUGUUGUCAGGCAUGUUCACAGUGAGACGUUCCGUGAACGGUCAAGUUGUUCAUGAUUAAGGGUUAGUGUCUGUCGAAAUGUCCCUCUAUUUACGUACUUUUACGCGGCAUACAUCAACCAAGCACUGCUGUGGUUUGAACUCUCGUCGUGAAAGAAGAAAAAAAAUGUAGCAUAUGUACAUAUCUAUAGAGCCAGUACCUUGAAAGCGCUUAUGAUAAUUUAUUUCAAAAUAUAGGGAGCAAUGGAGUCAGUUGUUUUGUUUGACACACUGCUAUUGCUUGUGAUAUUUCGUGA